GGUUCCUGCCUGUAGGAUUUGGUGAUCCCCUGUUACUAGACACGGAAGCCUGUUAAGCGAAAGCUUCUUCUAUUCCGUCCACAACCAUUUGAACCAUUUGAACCAUUUGAACCAUUUGACUAGUACGUUACAGUUGGUUUUUGGCAAGUAAAAGUUUUAAUAUAGACAGAACUCAUUUGAUUUCUCUACAUAAAGUAAGGGUUAACAAUGAAGGUUGGAUGUAUUCAGACAUACGAUGCUUCUAUGCUUACCUAUGAUCAUAUCGAAGCUUCCAAUGUAAUACAGUUAGCUAAGGAACUUACAAAUACAAAACUACCAACAGAUAUUGAAGUGGAAUGGCUGUUAAAAGCAAUUUGCUUAAUCGAUUUAACCACAUUAGCUGGGGAUGAUACACCUGUCAAUGUACAAAGACUUUGUGUAAAAUCAGUUCAUCCGCUAAGUGAAUGCGUUUUGAAUAAAAUUGAAAAUGCGUUCAAUAUGAACCUACAAGAUUUAAGAACAGCUGCUGUAUGUGUUUAUCCAUAUCAAGUUAAAACAUGUACAGAAACUUUUAAGAAAUUAAAAUUACCAAAUUUUAAUAUUGCUUCUGUUGCUACUGGUUUUCCUACUGGACAGUAUCCCUUAGAAACUCGGCUAUUGGAAAUUAAAUCAGCUAUAAAUGAUGGAGCGAAUGAAAUUGAUGUGGUAAUAAAUAGAACAUUAGCUUUACAAGGUGAUUGGGAAGGAGUUUAUAAUGAAGUAUGUGCGAUGCGUAAAGCUUGUGGUGAUCAAGCACACUUAAAGACUAUUCUUGCUACUGGUGAAUUAAGCAGUUAUGAUAAUGUUUAUAAGGCUUCAAUGGUUUGUAUGUUAGCUGGAGCAGAUUUUAUUAAAACAUCUACUGGAAAAGAAACAGUCAAUGCAACACUCCCAAUUUCAUUGGUUAUGGCUAGAGCUAUUCAAGAUUUCAAUGAAGUAUAUGGCAUCAAGGUUGGUUUCAAACCUGCCGGUGGUCUUCGUACAGCUAAAGAUGCCAUCGAUUAUCUCCAAUUAAUCGAUAAUAUUCUUGGCUCUGAUUGGAUAAAUCCAGAUUAUUUACGAUUUGGAGCUAGUUCAUUAUUGGCCAAUAUUGAAACUCGACUAUACAGUCUAUGCCAUAAUGGUUUAAUACCAUUACCUGGUGAAUUAGACUUUUUCUAAUUUUUGAUUACCUUUUUUCUUCUUCUUGUUUUCUUUCAAUUUAUUCGAUUUGAUUAUUUUUGAUUAUGUUUGCCUUAAUUUUGUUGUUGUUGAAAAAAAAGGUCGUUUCUAUCAAUUUUUAAAAAAAAAAAUUUUGAUAAACCAAACGCUAUUUAUAUUUUGUACACAUUUCGUUUUGACUAUAAAAAGAAUACAAAGAGGUGUGGUGAUAGAAGUAGAGAGGAAAGCAAAACGAAAAAAAAUACAACAACAACAACUGUAUGUUUAGUCAAUAGGUUUUUUUUUGUUUAACGAAAAAAAAGAGAAAUAAAUGACAAGGGAUUUCUAUUUACGCCUAUUCUCAUUUGUUCCUUGUCGAUUUUCACUGUGAAUCCCUCUGACACUUACUUUUUAGGUUUGUGUGUAUCAUAUAUAUAUAUAUAUAUAUAUAUAUAUAUAUAUAUAUAUAUAUAUAUAUCCUUUCAGAGAAAGGUCAGAGGACGAAACCAAAGUGAAGAAACUUAGGAAAGUUAACAAAACCAUGAAGUAUAGUAAUGAAUGAAUAGAGAAAAACAAAAAAAGAGAAGUAAAUCCAUAAUAAACAAAAAAUCAAUACAUUUUAUCACAUUGUAUACCUUUUAUUUUCUACAUAUUUCUUCAACAUCCUCUUUCUAUUAAUAAAUAUUAUUGUGAACAUUCAAUAAUAAUGAUAAUAAUCCAAGAUAAUUGUAUAUUAUAUUCGAUUAAUCGAUAUAGAGACAUGUGGGUGGGUGUGUAUGUAUGUAAAACAUUAAGAUAAUAAUGAGAAAUGUAUUCAUGUAUGAUUGAUUGAUUGCCGGCUUUAAGUAGUAUUCAUCAUAAUACGUACACGAGAACAUGUAGCUGGUCAUGUUUUAUUUUCUUCUUCUUCUUCAAAUAACUAUUAUAAUCCUUAUGAUAUACAUUUAUUGAGAAUGAUGUUUGAAUGUGUUUAUAAAGUUAGAUGGAAAUCAUGAAUACAGGAACAACAAUAAAAUCAAAGAGAUUAGAUUACACAAAUACAACAAAUAUAAAUGAAGUUAAUCAGAAAAUGAUCAUCAAUCUGUUCUCCUAUCGUCUUUUAAUUAUUAACUAUGAUUAGUGAAAUACUUGCAAAAAAAAAUAUAAAGAAAGAUAAUACACAUAAAACAUCGUUAUUAUGAUGAUGGGUAGUGGGGAUCACUAUCAAAAACACGAACGUCAGUAAUUGCAUUCUUCUUCUAUAUAUAUAUCUCUCUCUCUACAAUUCGUGUACAUGAAACAAUGUAAACCACUAAUGAAAAAUGAUAGGUUUCUCUGAACACAUUUUUCCUCCCUUUAAAUUCAUGUCUGUCACUUGUAAACAUUAUGAUGUAUAUAUCUUUCAACUUAAGGGAUAGACAAAAACUGUAAUAGGGAUCAGGAAAUGCGAAAAGAAAUUGAGCAAU
Messenger RNA from Schistosoma guineensis, 2603 nucleotides. NCBI's taxonomy places the organism in Eukaryota, Metazoa, Platyhelminthes, Trematoda, Strigeidida, Schistosomatidae. The record is from the annotation of a GenBank genome assembly.